Molecule: messenger RNA, 624 nt
Organism: Pisolithus orientalis
Lineage: Eukaryota; Fungi; Basidiomycota; Agaricomycetes; Boletales; Pisolithaceae
Exons: 4
Coding region: 1-624 (207 amino acids)
Source: RefSeq, a predicted model, not a curated record
AUGCUCAGCAAUGUUGAUGAUGUGGCACAUUGCAUCUCACAGUGGGGUGACAAAUUGUGGUCAUUUGUCCCACUCAACAUACCAGUAUAUGCAACAUCUGCUAGAAUGAGCCCAUCUGUCCUUGCUGAAGUCUGCCACAUUCUACACAUCAGUUCAGCCAAAUCAUUCUAUCUCAAUCUAGGAAAUCAUUGGAUCAAUGUCACACAAGAAUGCAAAAUCAUACCAAAUAUUACCAAUAUCAGCACUCUGGACUUUGUUUGUGAAGGCAUGGAGAGCAGCAAUGAUCUUCUGCACACUCUGAUUUUCAUCAAUAAAGUUCUAGACAUACUACAGCACUUCCAAGGUGGUCAGACCAGAGUCCUCAUUGUGAUGGAGAUCAGUGGCAUGGUAAGCUCACGUCCAUUGGUGUGCUGCUGUCCUUUGACCAUAUGGCAACAGCAUGCAGGUCAUGUAGGGCAGUCUUCUCAUGUACAAGUGUGGGCAAUUCUGUUAGUCAAGUCAUCUGCCUUGCAAUGUGUCAGUUCCAAUGAGGUGGAAAUUGUUGAUGGCAAAAAUAAUGAAGAGGAAGACAUGGCCUACCAUAAGAAAGUGGAACCUGCACUGCAUGAAUGGGUUGAGACUUAA